This is a messenger RNA of Melanotaenia boesemani (Boeseman's rainbowfish), 1665 nucleotides long. RefSeq names its product SGT1 homolog, MIS12 kinetochore complex assembly cochaperone (gene sugt1). Gene Ontology annotation, biological process: protein stabilization. The transcript has 13 exons. The coding region runs from base 139 to 1113 and encodes 324 amino acids. NCBI's taxonomy places the organism in Eukaryota, Metazoa, Chordata, Actinopteri, Atheriniformes, Melanotaeniidae. The record is from RefSeq and is a predicted model, not a curated record. Gene Ontology annotation, molecular function: protein-folding chaperone binding.
GCUGUGUGAGAUACAACCGGAUGUUGACAGGCUGUUGCGUUGGUGCUGUGAGUUUUGCAGCUAUCACGUUUCCUGCUGUCUCCACGUCUAGAACUUUCCCGUCAUUCUAGAAACACACUCCCUCUCUGCAGCAAACUCAUGGCAGCCGAACGCAGCUUCCCUGAUAGCUUCAUUGACGAAGAUCCACAGAAAGCUCUAGAGGCACUUAAUGAGGUCUUGCAAGGAGAUGCUGAUAAUGCCGAGUGGUUCUGUCAACGUGCCUAUGCCCACAUACUUCUCAAAAACUACAGCUGUGCUGUUGAUGAUGCCAAGAAAGCACAACAGCUAAAACCCAGCCUCUCUCAAGCAUUCAUGCGAACAGGGAUAGCAGAGUACCACCUAAAACACUAUGAGUCAGCGCAGGAAGCCUUCACUCAGGGACAUGAACUGGAUGUUUCUGACAAGUCAUUUGAGGUCUGGAUCAAGAGGUGCCAAGAGAUGAUGGAGGAUCAGACUAAAUGCAGCAGCGUCAACUUGCAGACACCAGCAGCUCCACCUGUGAAGCAUGACUGGUACCAAACAGACUCUCAAGUCAUUGUCACAGUUAUGACAAAAAAUGUUCCCAAGGACGGUGUGUGUGUCAGCUUCAUGGAAAAAGAGCUUUCUGCAAAGAUCAAGCUGGAAACGGGUGACAGCUACAACUUCGACCUCCACCUCCUGCACCCCAUUGUCCCCCAACAAAGCAACUUCAAGAUCCUCACCACCAAGGUGGAAAUCAAGAUGAAGAAGAAAGAUGCCAUUAGAUGGGAGAAGCUGGAGGGAGAAGGACAGGAGUCCAACAUCAAACACUUCAACCCGAACCAGUACCCUACUUCAUCCCACUGCACCCACAAAUGGGACAAGAUGGUGUUGGACUUAAACGAGGAGGAGAAGAACGAGAACAUGGAGGGAGACGCAGCGCUCAACAAGCUCUUCCAACAGAUCUACUCGGACGGCUCAGACGAGGUCAAACGAGCCAUGAACAAAUCCUUUAUGGAGUCGGGUGGUACGGUCCUGAGCACCAACUGGAGAGAUGUGGGCAAGAGAAAGGUGGAUGUGAAGCCACCAGAUGAUGUAGAGUACAAGAAAUACUGAGCACCACCACCUCCCAGCCUCCUACCACACUCCUCCUCUGUCCUUUCUCUUUCCCCCAUCUCUGUUAAACAUCAUCUCUCACCACAUUUUGUCCAUCUGAGCUCCGUUGGGAGUCCUUGGUUGCCCUGCAGUUUGCGUGACAGCCCACUUCCAUGUCUCUUUCCUCUUUGUGUUGUUGCUCUGGUGUUUUCACAGUGCAGGAAGUCCACUGUGUUCCCACGAUCAACCAACCAACCACACAUGGUCUACUCUUCACAAAAGCUUCUCACCAGAUGGAGUCAGAAUAAUCUGUUGUACAGACUGAUUUACAGUGUGUGACUUUUAAAGGCCAGUGGACUCAAAAGGGAAGUAAAUGUGACAGACAAGAAAUUCAGCACAUCGGCCUUUGAUUUUUCUUUUUUUCUUCUUUUUUUAAACAUAAUUCUUUUCUCUCCUGUCUGAAAACAACCACGGCCUUUCUGUUAGGACACUUUUUAUGAUGUGCAGUUGUGUAAAGUUGUAAAUUUGCUGAAAAAAAAAAAAAAAUAAACAACUGAUAUGUUUAAAGAAGAA